This is a messenger RNA of Cololabis saira (Pacific saury), 410 nucleotides long. It is a transcript of the gene mt2, whose product is annotated as metallothionein 2. NCBI's taxonomy places the organism in Eukaryota, Metazoa, Chordata, Actinopteri, Beloniformes, Belonidae. The record is from RefSeq and is a predicted model, not a curated record. The transcript has 3 exons. Gene Ontology annotation, molecular function: metal ion binding. The coding region runs from base 130 to 312 and encodes 60 amino acids.
CUUUUGCACUCGGUUCUGUUGUACACAGAGGGCUAUAAAGCACCCGCCCCAUCGCUCUCAAUCACAUCUCACCGAGGAAACGAGAAUCACCUGCUUCUGCCUCUGCUAACCAGCGACACAUCCACAAAAAUGGACCCUUGCGAUUGCGCUAAGAGUGGAAAAUGCAACUGCGCAGGAUCCUGCUCCUGCUCCAACUGCUCCUGCACCAGCUGCAAGAAGAGCUGCUGCCCCUGCUGCCCCACAGGCUGCCCUAAAUGUGCCUCUGGCUGCGUGUGCAAAGGGAAGACCUGUGACACUGCCUGCUGCCAGUGAUGACCCUGUGCAGUAACCCCGAUUCUCCUCCCGAGAACCUUAACACUUAUUUUCCAUUAUGUAGGCACAGAAUGAUUUUUGUACUGUCUUUGGUCCUG